Messenger RNA from Perognathus longimembris pacificus (Pacific pocket mouse), 1091 nucleotides. RefSeq names its product methyltransferase 21A, HSPA lysine (gene Mettl21a). Gene Ontology annotation, molecular function: protein-lysine N-methyltransferase activity. Gene Ontology annotation, cellular component: cytosol; cytoplasm. Bases 116 to 748 code for a protein of 210 amino acids. The record is from RefSeq and is a predicted model, not a curated record. The transcript is spliced from 2 exons. Gene Ontology annotation, biological process: peptidyl-lysine methylation. Lineage: Eukaryota; Metazoa; Chordata; Mammalia; Rodentia; Heteromyidae.
GAGAAGCUAGGAUUACGGAUGUGAGCCACCAAGCCGGUGCCCCAACUUGUUUUAUUUUCUUCUUGUGAACUUGCAAAACUGCCAGAUCAUUUGAAGGAAAGUUAUUUACCAUAGGAUGCAAUUCCUGGCUAGAGUGUCACACGGGAUUCUUUUGUACAGGUCUCAGCAGACUGGACUCCUGUCCCGCUCCCCCUCCCCCCCAAGAAAUGGCCCUGGUCCCCUACGAGGAGACAGGAAUGGGGCUCCAGAAAUUCCACAAGCCUCUUGCCACUUUCUCCUUCGCGAAGCGCACGAUCCAGAUCCGGCAGGACUGGAGACACCUGGGCGUGGCCGCGGUGGUGUGGGACGCGGUGCUCAUGUGACUAUCACCGAUCGAAAAGUAGCAUUAGAGUUCCUUAAAUCAAACGUUCAAGCCAACUUGCCUCCCCAUAUCCAAGCCAAAGCUGUUGUUAAGGAGCUGACUUGGGGCCAGGAUCUGGGGAGUUUCUCACCUGGAGAAUUUGACCUGAUACUUGGAGCUGAUAUCAUAUAUUUAGAAGAAACAUUCACAGAUCUUCUUCACACACUGGAGUAUCUCUGUAGCAAACACUCGGUGAUUCUUUUAGCUUGCCGGAUCCGCUAUGAACGGGAUAAUAACUUCUUAAGGCUGCUGGAGGGGCAGUUUGCUGUGAGUAAGGUUCACUAUGAUUCUGACAAAGACAUAUAUAUUUACAAAGCACAGAAGAGAAACCAGAAGGAAGACUUAUAGGUGGCCGCAGUUCGUGCGAAUGUUGUCACUGAAUGUGUCUGACACUCUAAUGACCUGUUCCCUGCACUCAUCUCUAUCCAAAGCUACUCAAGGGACAAAGCAUGUGGGCAUUUUUGUUGUUUCUGGCAGGAUUGGGGGUUGAACUCAUGACUCACACUUGCUAGGCACUGCCUUUCCACUUGAGCUACUCCUCUAGCCCUUUUUGGCUUUUGUUCUUUUUCAGAUAGGUUCUUAGGCUUUGUGCUCAGAGUUGGCCUCAGACAGUGAUCUUCCUGUUUGCAGGUGUUUGUCACCACACCUGGCUACCUACUCACUUGUUUUUUAUUUUUUGUUUUUUGCCAGU